CUCAGCGUCAGGUUUCUGUAGCAACAGAAGAGCUCUUUCUGCUCCACUGUCUGCUUCUGAAAUCCGGAACAAAAACAGUUAAUCUUGUGCUCUUCUUUUAUGCUUUUUGACAGGCUAAGUCUGAGAUCUUCGUAUCUGGAAAGAAGUGCCUGCCAAAGAGGAUACAGAAACAGCUUAGGAAACAGGUGAUCUAAAUCCAUCUCCAGUAAAACAAGCAAACAAACAAAAACAGGUGUGAAUGAAGACUCCCACGUGCCAGUUGAAACGAUGACUCCAAAAUCAACAGUUCACAUGGUAGUGUGCUUUCUUCAGCUCUGCAUUGUGAAGGGACAGAUCAUAUGUGAAAGGCAAAUAAUUGCUGAGUGGCGAGUGGAACCAAAACACGUUUUAAUAGAGUGGACACUAAGGAAAAAUAUAUGCACAGACUUUUACUCAGAAUGCUGGAAUGUGAAUAAAAAUGCUACUAGGGAAGACAAAAAUCUCAGUGUCCCUCAGAUAUGUCCUGUACAGCUUCAAUUAGGUGAUACUCUCUUCAUCUCUUCUGAACCAUCAUUUCAGUCCUAUGGAAUGAAUUUGGUAAAUGUCUCCAAGGAAGAAUUUAUUAAUUGCCCUAAAAUUGGCUUUCUUCAAGAGCAACAGAUAUUUGUUUGCCAGAGAAGAGGACUGCACCAAGUUGACUCUACCUGGCUUGGUGUUGGAACUCAUUACUUUGCGGAGCUACAUAAGAGGGGCCCAUAUCUGUGCAACAUGGGCCUUCGUCUGAACGUAACUGUGAAGCAGCAGUUUUGUCAAGAAACUCCAAAUGCACCGUUGUGUUCCAAGCAUGGAAGAUGCUUAAGCCGUGUAUGGGAAAAACAGUAUAGUUGCCAUUGUUUCUCACAGUAUUCUGGAAAAUUCUGCCAGAAGUUUAAUGUGUGCUCCACUAAACCUUGCCAUAACAAUGCCUCUUGUACUGAGAAAUUAGAAGGUAUCAGAAAUUCAUAUGAAUGCACUUGUCCUCCAGAGUUUUCAGGUAAAAAUUGUACAGAAAUAGUUGGACAGUGCCAGCCACAUACGUGUUUCAAUGGUAACUGCAGCAAUGUAACUCCAAACACCUUUCUUUGUGAAUGUGACAAGGGCUUUACAGGUCCUUUUUGUGAGGAACCUGGUGACCCUUGUGCAUCUCAGCCAUGCCUGAACAGGGGUGUAUGCCAAUAUAAUCAGUCUGGAUAUAUUUGUGAUUGUCCAGCAGGUUUUCUUGGUCAGGACUGUGAAGUUGAUAUCAAUGAGUGUUCUUCAAGGCCAUGUCAAAACAGAGGUACAUGUAUCGAUUUGCCAAAUGAUGUAGCAUGUAGCUGUCUGCCGUUAUUCACUGGCAAGUUCUGUGAGAGAAUACUGAAUCCAUGUGAGUUAUUGCCUUGCUUGAACAAUGCAACCUGUGUAUCUGAACAGCAGAACUAUAAAUGCCGCUGCAUGCCAGGAUUCACGGGAAAGAACUGUGAAGAAGUAAUUGACUACUGCAAGCUGCUCAGCAUCAACUGUCUGAAUGAAGGAUUGUGUCUUAAUAUAAUUGGAGGAUUCACUGUAAGUAAUUUAAUACAUGUUAAAACUAAUUCAGUUCUCCAAAGGUGCUUCAGACAGCCAGAACUGCAAAUGCAUUCAUUACUCUAAGAUACAAGAGGGACAUAUAUUUAUGUGUUUGUUAUUUAUUUUCUUUAUUUAAAUCAAUAACACAAGGAUUAUUCACUGGAUUGGUACGGAUGUUUUUUAUUACUUUUCUACUGAGACCAUGUUUUGUAUUUUGUCAAGUAAGAGGUAUAAGGAGUAUUUUUAUAGUUAAAAGAAUAUAUAACUAAUUUUGUUCCAAUGCUAUUAUGCUCUAGGUCAGAUACUGCUGUGAACUUUUGUAAUGUCACUAAGGACCAGACUCAUAUCACUGCUGACUUCAUCACAGUCUCCCAGUUUGUGUGUCUUGUCUUUUCCCUUGAUCUCUGACCUUAAUUGAAAGGAGUGCCUAUUUAUUAUUGCCUGUAAGUCAUUCAGCUGCUUGCACUUCUACAGAUAUGUAAUCUGAUCUGUAGCAGAUCUUCAACAAGACUUUUAUUUAAGAACAUGACAAAGUGAAGUGAAUACAUGUAAAUGAUAACUUGAGAAAUUAAUGAAUAUUUUUUCUUACUGAAACAAAUAAGUAUGUAGUAUCUGCUAAAUUCUGAGUACUGAUUAAUUAAAGUUAUUUAAACAUUUGUGCUUUGGGAAGAAUUUAUGUACUGUCUGUAAAUAUGCUUUAACUAUAAUAAUCAUACUUAAAUGUGUUUUAACAGUAACCUGAGCAAUUUGCACAAUACUGAAUAGCAGAGAGUUUUACUAAUAGUGUAUUAAGGUACACACUUCUAGAAUAACAUAAUUCUUUCUUUGUUGAAUAUUCUGUAUACAAUAUACCCACAGAAGAAUAAACCUGAUGGCCUGGAAGUACCCAAGGAUUUGCCUCUCUGUACUGUGGAUAUUGAAUGCGAAAAGCAGAAACAUUGAAAGCAGUUCCACUGCCCUGAAAUAAGGGGAUUCAAGAAAAGAGUAUACUGAUUUAAAGGUGUUUGUAUCUCACAGUUAACUUAUCUACAUGAUAGAAGUAUGAGAUUCAAGACAAAAAUACUGUCUUUAGCUCUUUUCAACUAUUUGCAUCUUACGUCCACUUUGCCAAGCAGUAGUAAAAAAAAUACAGUAUUGCAAUUAAAAUACAAAAAUAAUAUAAUUAGUCAUUGAGUAGAAUGUGUGCAACAUAUGCAGUAAUCAAAAUUCAUUUUAAUC
Molecule: messenger RNA, 2784 nt
Organism: Gallus gallus (chicken)
Lineage: Eukaryota; Metazoa; Chordata; Aves; Galliformes; Phasianidae
Product: protein eyes shut homolog
Exons: 6
Coding region: 268-1650 (460 amino acids)
Biological process (GO): heterophilic cell-cell adhesion; establishment or maintenance of epithelial cell apical/basal polarity
Cellular component (GO): protein-containing complex; plasma membrane
Molecular function (GO): calcium ion binding
Source: RefSeq, a predicted model, not a curated record